Messenger RNA from Arabidopsis arenosa, 1544 nucleotides. Lineage: Eukaryota; Viridiplantae; Streptophyta; Magnoliopsida; Brassicales; Brassicaceae. The record is from the annotation of a GenBank genome assembly.
UGAUUGUGUCGCUGCAAAAAAAUGCAAUUUUCUUGUGAUCCUGAUCAAGAAGGAGAUGAGCUGCCACAGUAUGAACACAUUUAUCAAAAUGACUUCUCAUAUCGAAAGCACAAGAAACAGAAGGAAGAAGAUAUUUCUAUCUGCGAAUGCAAGUUUGAUUUUGGAGACCCUGACAGUGCUUGUGGUGAGAGAUGCCUUAAUGUCAUUACCAACACCGAAUGUACUCCUGGAUACUGCCCCUGUGGUGUCUAUUGCAAGAAUCAGAAGUUCCAAAAAUGUGAAUACGCCAAAACAAAGUUGAUCAAGUGUGAAGGUCGCGGUUGGGGACUAGUGGCUCUUGAAGAAAUAAAGGCGGGACAGUUUAUAAUUGAGUACUGUGGCGAAGUAAUAUCAUGGAAAGAAGCAAAGCGUAGGGCUCAAACUUAUGAAACUCAUGGUGUCAAGGAUGCAUACAUUAUAUCUCUCAAUGCGUCUGAGGCUAUUGAUGCCACUAAGAAGGGAAGCCUUGCUAGGUUUAUAAAUCAUUCAUGUAGACCAAAUUGUGAGACGAGGAAGUGGAAUGUACUGGGAGAAGUUAGGGUUGGAAUCUUUGCAAAAGAGAGCAUCUCUCCCCGGACCGAAUUGGCCUACGACUAUAAUUUUGAAUGGUAUGGUGGUGCCAAAGUCCGUUGUCUCUGUGGUGCAGUCGCAUGUUCUGGAUUUCUUGGAGCCAAGUCUCGUGGCUUUCAGGAGGAUACAUAUGUAUGGGAGGAUGGUGACGAUCGGUAUUCAGUUGAUAAAAUUCCAGUCUAUGAUUCUGCAGAGGACGAGCUUACAUCUGAGCCCUCUAAGAAUGACGAGUCCAACACAAAUGAAGAGAAAGAGAAAGAUACCUCAACAGAGAACCAUUUGGAGUCUACUGCUGUUCAGCAAUCAGAUUCAACUCCUAUGGAAGAAGAUGUCGUCACGGAGACUGUUAAAACCGAAACAGCUGAAGACAUGAAGCUGCUCUCACAAAAUUCACAAGAAGAUUCAUCACCGAAGACUGCAAUUGUAUCACGGGUUCGCGGUAACAUUUACAAGAUUAAGUCUGAAUCUCUUCCGAAGAAAAGAGGCAGGCCGUUUUCAGGCGGGAAAACAAAGAAUGUCGCCCAGAAGCAUGUUGACAUAGCGAAUGUGGUUCAGCUACUAGCAACCAAAGAAGCUCAAGAUGAAGUUCUCAAAUACGAGGAGGUGAAGAAGGAGGCAGCAGUACGACUCUCGUCAUUGUACGAUGAGAUAAGGCCUGCGAUUGAGGAGCAUGAGAGAGAUAGCCAAGACAGUGUAGCAACAAGUGUGGCGGAGAAAUGGAUACAAGCAAGCUGUAAUAAACUAAAGGCAGAGUUUGAUCUUUACUCUAGUGUAAUAAAGAAUAUCGCUUCCACUCCCAUCAAACCACAAGACACAAAGACCAAAGUCGCGGAAGCAGGAAACGAAGACCAUAUUAAACUCUUGGAAGCCAAAUGAGAAUUAGCUUGACACCCGCUAAAUUGCUAGGAAGGUUCAAAUUAAUGAUUUAUAAUGGU